CGAAGCUCGGCAUUUUUCCUUCAUAUCAUUUUGUCUCAUGAGUUGAAAACAUCUGAUGAAAGAGACAACGAAGAUUGUAGUUCUCUCUGUAGCUUUCUUUUUAAAGACCUGCAACCUAGGAGAGCAACUCGAUAAUUAACUAUGCAGACUCAAAAUACAGCACAGCAGUCCAAGGACAAGUGACGAGAAUAUUCACAACGAUCACAGAGGAUUGGAUGUGGUAACUAAACAUUUGAAAUUGCUCGUAAGAGCAGCAUCAGACGUAGCGAUUUAUUCCAAAACAAAAAUCAAAGCUAGAGUGCUUCGUCUUGAUUUCCGAGAGGCAUUGCCUGAAGCAGUGCUUUGCUGUAGCUCGCGCGUCAUGCUUCGGGUUGCUGUCGCGUUUUGCGCAUGUUUUAACCGACAGCCAAUGAAAGGGCACGAAUAAAGCCACGUGAUCAUAUGAAGGAUGGCAUCCAGUAAAGGAACUGGACCCCUUGCGACAAUUUCGGUCGAGACCACACUUUAUUUGAUCGACUUAUAUCGCAGUCACGACGCUUUGUGGGAUAUCAGGCAUCCCAAUUACCGGAGUCAUAACUUGAAGAAAGCAUCGUGGACAUCAGUUCGGGUAAACUUUGUGAAAAAAACAGGAAUCGAUUGCACAGAUGAACAUAUACAGAAGAAAGUAGUGGCUUUGAGGAAUACCUUCACCAGAGAGCUGCGCUUGCUAAGAGACAGCAAAAAAAGUGGACUCUGGGCUGCAGUUCGAAAACCAACAUGGCCUUUUUACAGUGCCAUGCAAUUCUUGCGUGGUGUUAUUAACAUUAUAACACCAGCAACUGCAAACAUUUCUGAUUCUAGCCAGGAUUCAGAAACUGAUAUCCUCCAGUUACCUACAGCAUCACCCAGUCAGUGUAUUACAGAUACUGUCCAUCCUGGAACUAGUCAAGACAGUGGUUUGGACACAGAGGAAGGGGAAAGCCAGAAAACUCAGGCAGGUCAGAAGGAAGAGACACCAAGCAGAGAUGUUCGUGAUCGACUGCAUGGACGCAAAAGAAAAAUUCCUCUUUUGCAUCCUCUAGAGGCUACUCUUCAGAAGUUCAUUGAAAUAAAACAGGGAGCUGCUAAGCAACCAGUUGAUGUGUUGCUCCUCUGGAGUAGAAAUCUUGUAGAGACAAUGCGCGGACUUAAGGAAAAAAGGAGAAAACUUUUGCGUAUUCAGAUAGAUGAACUCCUUGCAAAAACUCUUCGAGAAGAUCUAGACUCAGACACCGAGUGAAGCUGUAUACUGUGUGUGUGUGUGCAUGUGACCAUUUUUGUUUUAAUGGUGCAUUAAAUUGGAAAUGGACAGAUUAA
This is a messenger RNA of Pomacea canaliculata, 1335 nucleotides long. RefSeq lists its product as uncharacterized. The transcript is spliced from 3 exons. NCBI's taxonomy places the organism in Eukaryota, Metazoa, Mollusca, Gastropoda, Architaenioglossa, Ampullariidae. Bases 449 to 1258 code for a protein of 269 amino acids. The record is from RefSeq and is a predicted model, not a curated record.